GCGAGGCUGCGCUCCCACAAGGCACGGUCCUCUUCGUCCCGGCUGCCCCCCACGGGCGAACGCGGCCCCCGCCUCGGCCAGCCGCAGCAGCCCCCGCAGUCCAGGGGCUGAAGGAGGGAGGGGGGGCGUUCCGCUUCCGCCGGGCGGUGGGAACCACCCUGCCUCCCCCGCCCCACCCGGCUGGCUCCGGCGAGCAAGGGGGAUCCCGACCGCCGGGCUUUUCCGCAACGAGGAGCUGCUGACCCGCGCCGCCUCCCGCCCGCGAAGCAGGAGAAGCCAGCAGGAAGCUGUGAGAAUUGCUGAAGAUGUCUGAAAGCCUGGAUACUGAAGAAAAACCUCCUGCACCUCCUUUGAGAAUGAACAGUAACAAUCGCGAUUCUUCGGCCCUGAAUCACAGCUCCAAACCGCUCCCCAUGGCGCCUGAAGAAAAGAACCGGAAAGCUCGCCUGCGCUCCAUCUUCCCCGGAGGAGAUAAAACCAAUAAGAAGAAAGAGAAAGAACGUCCUGAAAUCUCUCUCCCUUCAGACUUCGAGCACACAAUCCAUGUUGGCUUUGAUGCCGUCACUGGGGAAUUCACACCAGCUCUCUGUGGCUCACAGAUGCAUACAGGGAAACUCUCGGAGGGCAUUCCUGAGCAGUGGGCCAGGCUAUUACAGACUUCCAACAUUACCAAACUGGAACAGAAGAAAAACCCACAAGCUGUUCUGGACGUUCUCAAAUUCUACGAUUCCAAAGAGACGGUCAACAACCAGAAAUAUAUGAGUUUUACAUCAGGAGAUAAAAGUGCCCAUGGCUAUAUUGCAGCCCAUCCCUCGGGCACGAAAACAGCUUCGGAGCCACCAUUGGCUCCCCCAGUUUCUGAAGAAGAGGAUGAAGAAGAUGAAGAGGAGGAGGAUGACAAUGAACCACCUCCUGUGAUCGCCCCACGCCCAGAACAUACUAAAUCAAUUUACACUCGUUCAGUGAUAGAGCCUGUGGCUUCACCAGCCUCAGUGAAAGAGUCCACCGUCCCCCAGCCUGAAAAUUCAAACACGAGCACUUUGUACAGAAACACAGAUCGGCAACGGAAGAAAUCCAAGAUGACUGAUGAAGAGAUUCUAGAGAAAUUAAGAAGUAUUGUGAGUGUUGGAGACCCAAAGAAGAAAUACACACGGUUCGAAAAAAUUGGCCAAGGGGCUUCGGGUACUGUUUAUACAGCAAUAGACAUUGCUACAGGGCAGGAGGUGGCCAUAAAGCAGAUGAAUCUCCAGCAACAACCCAAAAAGGAAUUAAUAAUCAAUGAAAUUCUGGUCAUGAGGGAAAAUAAGAAUUCCAACAUCGUGAACUAUUUAGAUAGUUACCUUGUUGGAGAUGAACUCUGGGUCGUAAUGGAGUAUUUGGCUGGGGGUUCCUUGACAGAUGUGGUUACAGAAACGUGCAUGGAUGAAGGACAAAUUGCAGCUGUUUGCAGGGAGUGCCUGCAAGCAUUGGACUUCUUGCAUUCAAACCAAGUGAUCCACAGAGACAUCAAGAGUGACAACAUACUUCUUGGGAUGGACGGAUCUGUGAAGCUCACUGAUUUUGGCUUCUGUGCUCAGAUAACUCCUGAACAGAGUAAGCGGAGUACAAUGGUGGGGACGCCUUACUGGAUGGCUCCUGAAGUGGUCACAAGGAAAGCAUAUGGCCCCAAAGUGGACAUUUGGUCUUUAGGAAUCAUGGCAAUAGAAAUGGUAGAAGGAGAACCUCCGUAUCUCAAUGAAAAUCCUCUCAGGGCCUUGUAUUUGAUAGCUACCAAUGGGACACCAGAACUCCAGAAUCCCGAAAGACUUUCUGUUGUUUUCCGGGACUUUUUGAACCGCUGCCUUGAGAUGGAUGUUGAUAGGCGAGGGUCUGCAAAGGAACUCUUACAGCACCCGUUUUUAAAACUGGCCAAGCCACUGUCCAGCCUGACCCCCCUGAUUAUUGCCGCAAAGGAGGCUAUAAAGAACAGUAGCCGCUAGUCUCUCAAAUAGCACGGGCCCGUUCUUGUUUUGGCAGGACUGAACACCAGACCAACAAACGCUGUCACACUUUGGACUCUCCUGUGGCCCCGAUGGGCAGGCGAUGAGCGACGUUGUCACUGUCAAUGGGGGAAGGGAAGCGGGGAGUGACCUGACCCGCUGCCCUAGAGGAGACACCACCCAUCCCAUCUCUUCUUUCCACUCUUGAGAAUCCCUUAACUUAUUUCUAAGGUGAACGGAAGCCUUUGGAGAAGAAGCUAGAUGGGAAGUUUCUUUUUGCUACCUGGGGUGUUUCCAGGGGACCACGGCACUGCAUGACUCAACUCAGCUGAGACAGUAGUGGUGACACACACCCCUACACCCCCAAAACAGCUCUCCUUUCUUUUUCUUUUCUUUUUCUUUCUUUCUUUUUUUUUUUGGUUUGGCUUUCCGAAAGAGAAGAACGAUUCUCUUUCUGCUUCACCUUACUGGGAAGAAUACGAACUGUUCACUAGCGCCCGGUCAGCUGGCUUUAUCCUAAGAGGAGGAGAAUCACAAUGGAAGGCUUGCUUUAUUUAACCAAAAAAAGAAGAAGGAAAAGAAAAAUCGUACUACCAGUGAUGAUGAUGACGAUGACAAUAAACCGAGACGUUGAUCAAUCGCAGCGUCCUCUUGUGGGUGGGGGGGUUUAUCCUUUGGAAUAGAGGAGAUGGAGAGCAUUGCAGUCCUGAGAACCUAAAGGAGAACAAUGUCGUUAUGUUGAUGAUUUCACCUUGACGUCACGGUGAUGAUGUCACGAUGCAUAUUGGUGAUUUUGUGUCGAUGAGGUUUUUUUUUCCCCCUCCCUCAAAUUAAAAAAAAAAAAAUGUUGAAGUAGAGAAAGUAACCCACGUGCACUAAACUUUGGAUGGAACGGCAGAACGGUUUUCAUAUCUGGCCAAGGUGCCUAUCCUUUUCUCCAGAAUCCUGAGCACUUCUAUUUCUCCAGCAGUCCCUGGGGCUCUUUUCUCCAGAGCUGUCCCAUUCCAUAAUCUGGAGGGUCAGACCCACUCCCUAUUUAUUUAUUGUCUUAAUUGUCCCGUGCUUAAUCCAAAUCCGCUGGAAGAAAUGUCCUUUCAAAUUGGAGAACUUGCAGCAAAGAAAGUCUCCUAGGACAUCAGCCUAACUGAGUCCAGGUGAAAGCUAACUUCAAGCUCUGCAUUGAUUUUGAUAUGUGGAGUGGAUUUCUCUCGCCCCCCCCCCAUCAUAAUAUGAAAAUAAGAAUAAAAAAACCCCUCAACCCCUAUAGCUGUGAAUUUAAGUUUUCCACUAAAACGGGAUUUGGGAAGGGGGUCUGUGCUGAGCCAUCUGCCCAAUUUCUGUGAGACCUAGUGUGAGAUGGGGCUUCCUGAGCCCUCUGCCCAUGCUUGAGGAGCUCAGGAAGGAGAAAUGUUUGAAGAGGAGCAUUGCCAGAGAAACGGCUCAGCCACAGAGAGCAAGAAAAAUGCAGCAAUACAUUAAUCUCACGGGGUUGUUUUACCCCUCCCUCCAAGCCUGUUUGAACUGUGACUUAUCCUGCAAAGCAUUGAAUCUGGAAUUUCUAAACUCCCUGUAUUGCUGAAAUCUAGCAAUGACUGUGAAUAUCUGUUGAUGAAGCAAAUAGCUUUGAUUAAACAAAUUUGUGUUGAUGUUUCUUCCAA
Messenger RNA from Crotalus tigris (Tiger rattlesnake), 3637 nucleotides. RefSeq names its product p21 (RAC1) activated kinase 3 (gene PAK3). Gene Ontology annotation, molecular function: ATP binding; protein serine/threonine kinase activity. The coding region runs from base 306 to 1979 and encodes 557 amino acids. Gene Ontology annotation, cellular component: cytoplasm. The record is from RefSeq and is a predicted model, not a curated record. NCBI's taxonomy places the organism in Eukaryota, Metazoa, Chordata, Lepidosauria, Squamata, Viperidae. Gene Ontology annotation, biological process: regulation of actin cytoskeleton organization; protein phosphorylation; regulation of MAPK cascade. The transcript is spliced from 16 exons.